This is a messenger RNA of Anopheles moucheti, 3043 nucleotides long. RefSeq names its product protein zer-1 homolog. Gene Ontology annotation, molecular function: protein binding. The transcript has 11 exons. Gene Ontology annotation, cellular component: Cul2-RING ubiquitin ligase complex. NCBI's taxonomy places the organism in Eukaryota, Metazoa, Arthropoda, Insecta, Diptera, Culicidae. The record is from RefSeq and is a predicted model, not a curated record. The coding region runs from base 551 to 2863 and encodes 770 amino acids.
AGCAAAUUCUAGGAAAGUGGUGUGAAUUUUUGCGAAAAUACGAAACACUCGUACCGUGUACAGUUCAGCCGAAACCGCUGUGUUAAACAUUAUUCAAAGUUGAAGCCCUUGUUGUUGAUGUUCUGAAAGAGUUGUGUGUCACCACGGUGUGAUAAAUCGAUUCGUUUUUCUUUAUUAUACGUCAUCCAAAGGUAACAAAAAAACCCCACAGUGGUGUGUGUGUGUAGUUCGGUAGUGAUUUUUGGGUGAAGUUUCAAAUGACUAGAACACAACAACGUAUUAUGCGUGUUUAGGGAGGUGCAACUAGCAAGAAAAAAAGUUCCCAUCGAUACACUCACACACGCGCGCGUUCGGCCUCGUGUACUAUAUAGUGCAAGUGACAACAACGGUGCGUCAUAGUAAGCGAACAAAGAGGCAGCAAUUAGGCAACAAUCGUAGUAAACAGUUGCAAAGCUUCAACCCUCGGUGCGUGGAGUGUGAAUCAGUGCGUGUGUGUGUGCGCGUUUAAGCUUAAAUUAAAGCAACAUCGUUAAGCUACGGUAAAACAAAUAUGUUGGGACGUGUGCGACUCAAAGAGAACGGCAUCAUGGAUGAGGAGCUACCGACCCUGCUGGAGACGACCAUUCGCUUCCUGGCGAAGAAUCUCCACGUCAUUUGUAACACCGAUCCGGUCACGCAUCAGCUGGAGCUGAAGGACGACGUGGUUGUACCGAACGAAAUUUGCGACAGAUUCCUCCGCUACCAGCAGGACUGCGGGCAGGACAUCAACGAUCGCUUCAUACAGAUAUUCCGCGACACGGAGAAAACACCGCUGCGCCAUGUCAGCCUGCGGAACAGCACCAUCACGAACGAGGGCAUGCGCAUACUGUUGCGACACCAGCUGAACUCACUGUCGAUGUGGUACUGCAACAAGAUCACGACCGCCUCCUGGAACAUCCUGAUCGAGCACUGUCGGCAGUUACGGUCGCUCGAACUCGGCCGGUUUGUGGAUAUGCUGAAGCAUAGCGAACCGAACGAGAAGACACCGAUCGACUUUCAGCUGCUGUUACCCCGUCUGCAGCGUCUUAAGCUGAACGGUGUCGUGCUGCAGCCAACGAUCCAGUUCAGCCAUCUAACCGAGCUGAGCCAUCUCGAUCUGACCGCGUGCAUCUUUGCCGAGUUCAGCCUGAAGGCGCUGGUCGACCUGCCGAACCUGCGCACGCUCAUCCUGUUCAAUGUGUGGCCACUGGAGCACGAGUUUCCGACGCUGUGCAGGCUAAAAAAUUUGGAAACGCUCGACCUGUCCGUGUCACGCGCGAACGUCGAUGGAAACUAUCUAACGCCUAACAAAUUGCUAGCAAACUUAGUUGAAAAUCUACCAAAACUGCGACAUUUGGACAUCUCCGGUACGAACCUAGCCGGUGAUGGUGUGGCCGAGCGGGCCGGCUCUUGCACCGGCAACAGCUCGGACAUCCCGGGGCUGGUUAGUCGGGUGGAUCGACCGUUGGAUUUUCUCGGCAUCUACUACACCUCUCAUUCGGCGUGCAAAUGGCACGACAUUCCGGCCCUGAGGGUCGCCGGUGAGGCAACGGAAGAACAGAUCUUGGUAGCUGCGGUGGCCUAUCAGGACCGGCACGAACUGCUGACGAAGGUACUGAACGACCUGUACCAUCUACUGCGGUUUGAAACGUGCAAACAAAUACACAAAGCGUUGGACGUAGUUCUGUCGGCAAUGGAUAAGCACAUACGCGUAAAGAAUAUUCAGAUCAGUGGCAGUGCCACCUUAUUCUACAUCGUAAAGGGAAGGGAAAAAAUGAAGUUUGGCGUACCAUUAAAGAACCACAUCAUUCACACACUGCUGAACGGCAUGUCCACACACCUGACGGACGAUACAAUGAUGCGGAAUGGUUGUUUAACGUUGUGCCAGUUCAACAUACCGCUUGAUGUGAUGUUUGAAUACGAGCGGCUGGUUCACAUACUUUUGCACGGCGUAUCGUAUCGAGAGCAGGAAGGAUUCGUGCAGCGCAUCGCAAUCUAUCUGUUAAACUCACUAGCCUGCCAGGUGGACGGCAGCCAGAAGCUGUUUUUGGGCGAUCUCGGUGCUAUAUCGACGAUGUUGAAUUUGAUCAACGACCGAUUAUCGAGGCGUGUCUUUGACGACGUAAUGGAGGUGGCCUGGUCGACGAUGUGGAACGUAACCGACGAGACGGCAAAGAACUGUGAACGGUUUCUGGAUGGUCGCGGCAUGGAAUAUUUCCUCGGUUGUUUAAAGUUAUUCCCUGAUCGGGAUGAGCUGCUGCGCAACAUGAUGGGUUUGCUUGGUAAUGUGGCGGAAGUAAAGGAGCUACGGCCGCGCCUGAUGACGCCCGAGUUUAUAACUGAAUUUUCUGAUUUGCUCGAUUCGUCCAGCGAUGGCAUUGAGGUCAGCUAUAAUGCCGCUGGCGUGUUGGCCCAUAUUGCUUCGGAUGGUGCGGAUGCCUGGACGAUAACGCGACCGACACGGUACAGCGUGUUGGUGCGCAUGGUGGAAGCCAUCGAGCGAUGGGAUCUGUCAGCCGAGCGUAAUAUAAACUAUCGCAGCUUCGAGCCGAUUCUUGGGCUGAUUCGCUGCUACCACACGCCACAGUGUCAACAUUGGGCCAUUUGGGCACUAGCGAAUCUAACCAAAGUCUACCCGACCAAGUACUGCCGGGUGGUGGAGCAAGAGCAUGGUAUAGAGCUGCUACAGGAGCUGAUCGAACAUCCGCAGCCGUAUCCGCGGCUCAAGGAGCUUGCCCAGAUUGUGCUAACGCACUGUCGGAACCUUAGCGAACCGAUGAACGGGACGGCAACGACCGGUGGCAUCAACAACACGGACCCGAACGUGAUGGAGCUGGACGGCUAAAAGCCUUUUCUCCCGCUUUUGGCGCGUGCACAUGUCGAUGCGUCCCGAAUUUCCCUGCGUCCGGCGUCAUCGGUAGGCAUAAAACAAUAGGACACAUAGUGUGUAGCAUCACAAGUGAUAUAUAGCGAGAGUGAAAGCAACAAAAAAAAACACCCAAAAGCAACUGGCUUAUAUUGCCAC